Messenger RNA from Cordyceps militaris CM01, 1476 nucleotides. Its product is annotated as glucan 1,3-beta-glucosidase. Gene Ontology annotation, biological process: carbohydrate metabolic process. Gene Ontology annotation, molecular function: hydrolase activity, hydrolyzing O-glycosyl compounds. NCBI's taxonomy places the organism in Eukaryota, Fungi, Ascomycota, Sordariomycetes, Hypocreales, Cordycipitaceae. The record is from RefSeq and is a predicted model, not a curated record. The transcript is spliced from 2 exons. The coding region runs from base 1 to 1476 and encodes 491 amino acids.
AUGGAUCAUCAGCAACACGACCGCUACGCCGGUAGCUAUAAUAGCCCCAACGCCCAACCCUACUCGGGCAACGUCUCCUCCAACAUCACACCUCCCCGAUCAGGAACGCCAAACACUGAAGGUGGUCCCAACCCCUUUGGCGAUACUCCCGAGCCUGUCGCCAACCAGCGCCUGGCCGCCACCACUGGCACCAACCCCUUUGUCAGCCCUGCCGUCUCGCGGCCUGCCUCCAGCUUUGGCUCCUCCAGCGCCAUUGGGCCGCGAUUUGAAGAGCGCGCCCAGCGCUACUUCCACUCGCGCCGCGUGGCCAAGGGUGACGUUGAGAAGCCCUGGCUGGAGAAAAAGGACAAGAAGGAGAAAUGGGUCACCAUUAUUCCCGUGAUUGGCAUCCUCGUUGGUCUCGGAAUCUCUGGCUUCCUAGUCUGGGAUGGUCUCCGCAGUGUCAUCCACCACAAGUACUGCCCGCUCAUCGAUGACAACUUCGACAAUGGCUUCGACAGCAACAUCUGGUCCAAAGAGGUCCAGGUCGGUGGAUUUGGUAACGGCGAGUUUGAAAUGACGACUCCUGGUGACGAAAAUGUCUACGUUGACGGCGGCAACCUCGUAAUCAAGGCCACCCUCCAGGAUGCCGACAAGAUGGAAAAGACCACGACCAUUGAUCUCCUCAAGGAUGGCACCUGUACCUCAACCAACUUUUACGACUGUGUGGCCGUCACCAACACGACGGCCGGCAACUCGAGCGUGGUCCCACCCGUCAAGUCUGGUCGCAUCACCACCAAGAAGGGCGCCACCCUCAAGUAUGGUCGUGUUGAGGUCACGGCCAAGCUCCCUCAAGGCGACUGGUUGUGGCCUGCCAUUUGGAUGAUGCCAGUCAAGGACACGUACGGACCGUGGCCUGCUUCGGGCGAGAUCGACAUUAUGGAGUCGCGCGGCAACAACUGGACGUAUGCGCAAGGUGGCAACAACAUUGUCUCGUCGGCCCUGCACUGGGGCCCUGAUCCUGCCAACGACGCCUGGUGGAAGACGAACAACAAGCACAAGAUUCUUCGGGGCAACUUUGGCGACGACUUCAACACAUUUGGUAUGGAGUGGUCGCAAAAGUACAUUUUUACCUACGUCAACACGCGACUGAUGCAGGUGCUCUACACCAACUUCAACAAGCCCAUGUGGCAGCGCGGGGCUUUCCCUCAGACGACGGGCAACGGCACGCGCCUGGCCGACGUUUGGAGCCAGACGGGGCGCAAGAACACGCCAUUUGACCAAGACUUUUACCUCAUCAUCAACCUGGCUGUGGGUGGCACCAACGGUUGGUUUGAGGACAACAAAUCGCUCAAACCGUGGGUCAAUGGCUCUCCCAACUCUAAGAAGGACUUUUGGAAUGCCCGCGAGGACUGGCAAGCGACGUGGAAGCAGCCUCAGAUGGAGAUUAAGCGGGUGCUGAUGCUGAAGCAGUGCGACGGUAACGAGGAGCUGUAA